This is a messenger RNA of Saccostrea echinata, 2999 nucleotides long. RefSeq lists its product as uncharacterized. Lineage: Eukaryota; Metazoa; Mollusca; Bivalvia; Ostreida; Ostreidae. The coding region runs from base 195 to 2948 and encodes 917 amino acids. The transcript is spliced from 8 exons. The record is from RefSeq and is a predicted model, not a curated record.
ACCCACGGUCGGUCUCGCUUCUCUUACCUCCCGUGGGACACAAGGCCGAAAAUUUCGCUAGACUCAUUGAUAUGCGUAACCUAAUGUGACCUUUCGAGGGCCAAUGAAAAUUGACGUUAUCAAAUUAGGCAUACAGUAAUGGCGGCGCCCAUGAGAAUAAUGUCGUGUUGCUGUUUGAAAGUGUUUUGUAAACUAUGGCAGCCUCGGGACACGUAAAAGAAUGCUCUUUUUGCUUAUAUGUUAUAAAGGACAGGGGAUAUAGAGCAUUAAGCUCUAAAACAUCAACUGAACAGUAUAAUUAUGCAUUUACAAGGUUAAAUUUUUUCCCGACCAGCAAUUCAUAUGCGUGUAAUCUAUGCACCAAUAAACUAAAUAGAAUAUCCAAGAUCGAGGAAAAUGUGCGAGCAAAGGUGGAACAGUUGAAAACUGAGAGGGAAAAGUUGUUAGAUGUUCUAAGACAACAUCAACAGACAAGUGGGCAUGUUAAGCCCAGUACACCCAGGGUGAGUGCAGUGAAGAGGUCCCUAGAUAAGACACCAACACCAAAAGGAAAAAGUAAAAAAGCUCUCUUUAAAACACCUGACAAACUACUUCUGCAUCAGAACCCAAAUCAUAGUCUCCAGUCAAAGUUACCAUGCAAGGAGGAUAAAUCAACACAAACACAUGUGUCAGAAAAUUUUGAUGUAAAGAUUGUCACCAAGAUUGCUGGAGCUGAUUUGUGUGUAAAGAAGCUGAAAAAAGAAAUUGACUGUGUAGUUAGCAAAAAAAGUGACCUAUUAAAAUGCAAAAAGAGUGAAAGUAUGAUGAAUCUUGACUGGUCUUUUGUGGAAUCAAAACUCAAGGAAGGGAUUCCUUAUCUGUUUACCAUUAUGAGCAGUUUGAUAGAUGUAAAAAAGAAGCAGAACCUUCCAGUGCUAAUAAUGUCAAUAGGUGUACUUCUUUAUGGCAGAUCAAGAUCAGUAAAUCAGUUACAGUACAUCCUUGGUCUAACACUAGACAAGUGUGGAGUGUCAAAAGAGGGUUUGAAAAUUCUUCAUGAUCUUGGAAUUUCUGUGGCGAGCAGCACUGUCAUCAAAGAAAAGAAACAGCUGAUCAAAGAGCAGGAGAAGAAGGUGUCGGCCACAAUGACAAGGUAUUUACAUUCUUAUUACCCUUCACCUGAAAAUCCAGGACUCUUAGAUGUUAAACAUGGCAUAGAAAUCAUAGGGGACAAUUUAGAUGUCACAAUUACUCCUGCUAAGAUGACAAUGAUGUCUCAGAGAAAGAGCUUGCAUUGGUUUCUGACAAUGGUGAAAGAGAAGAGGAUCAUGUCAGAUGAUAAACACCCUAGAUCAACAGAAGAGAAUGAAGAAAGCAGGGAUAUUUUGAAGUUGCCAACAAGUGCAUGGUUACCAUCUUCAGGUGACCUGCACACAUUGAUUGAAAAUAUGAAAUUUCAUAUUAUUAAAGUCCUUAUUACCUUUGUCGAAUUUCUGAAACCCUUACAAAAGUGUGUGCCAGGUUGCAUAACCCAUGACUUUAUGGACAAAACUCGAAAGAAAUCAGUCAUUCUGAAUUGUGACUUAGUAGAGGCUAGUGAAAAUUCAUCAGAGGGAAUGAUAACAAUUUUGCAAAAUGUGAAUAAACUGGUUUUCCAAGCUGUUGAAAAAGAUCAGAAAAUAACGGACAGGGUUGUUUUUGGUGGAGAUGUUCUCACCAAUGAGCGAGCAUUUACAGCUCAAGAAGCCAUGCAAAAUGCAAAAUCAGACUAUGAUAUGCUUGGGGGGCUUGUUCACAGGCCAGAAGGUUUUCACAGGGAGAUGAACUUCUUAUUGGGAAUAUUUCAACUAUUUUACACUGAGAGCAGUGCAUCAGACCAGGGUUCCCUAUACAAACUGAGGAAUGCUAUCAACCGUCGGUCAGUGACUGGGCCUAAGGAAGUAACAAAUAACUUCAGAUCCCAUCAUCAAUUCAUCCAGGAUGUGACAGAUUCCUACAUUGUGUCAACAUUUUUGGACAUCAUGGACAUGGAGGAAGUUACAUCACAACCCUCACAUGCUCCUGUUUUUUCAUUAAUGAACAAUGACAACAAAAUGGAAUGGAUUACCAAUGUUGCCACAGAUGUUCUUAAUGCACUUGGCCUAAAUUCCUGGAAAAGUUUCUUAGACAUAAGAUCACACUUGGUAGAUCUAAGUACUGAUGAUGUACAGAUAGAUGCCAUGAAACAAGACCUUUCUUUCUCUUGUGCAAUGUGUGGGAAAACAUAUAUUAGGAAGUCUUGGCUAAAGAAACAUCUACUGAAAAAGCACAACUGGAUCUUUCAUGAAAUUACAGAGUUAUCAGAUCCUGAUCAACCACUUACAUCCUUUCUAAGGAUGUCCCUUCUCUACCGUGAUACCUGUGAUGCAUACAAAAUGGGUGACGGGGACCGCAUCAUGCGUAAUGCCAAGUUUGAGUGGUUGUAUGCCUCUGCUUUAAGUCACUCAAAAUAUAAGCUCUGGUUGUGGAGAAUGCUCACAUAUGUUAAUUCUAUUCUUCCACCUGACCAGGCAUUUGAGUAUAUGUGGAAUAUGACUGUAAAUCUGAAGGGCGGCAUUUACAACAAUAUCCCUAAUGACAACUGUGUAGAACUGCAAGUGCGCAACAUCAAGAGAGAACUCAACACACAAGGAGCAAAUAAAUCCUUUCAAUCAGCAAAAACAAUUUGCAUGACUACACAAGUCAUUGACAGCAUUAAAGAUCAGCUUUUGAGGACUACCAAAAUAGUGAAGUCGUCGAGACACAGGCCGGAUGUUGAUAAAACAGUUGAUAUCAUUACUAUGGUUAAAUCUUUGAGAAGCAAAGGACCAGUGUCAGAUCUUUGCUGGGAGAGUUUCUCCAAAUUUAAAGAUCCAAUUCACCAAAUUGACAUUCUUAAAUUACAUGAAUGGAUAAAUGAACAAAAGAACAUUGCUGACUUGUACAUGUAAACUUAUUAGGGCCAAGCAUGAAAUGGGAAUUACAAUGUCCAUCUGUUUAUC